Messenger RNA from Camellia sinensis, 587 nucleotides. The record is from RefSeq and is a predicted model, not a curated record. Lineage: Eukaryota; Viridiplantae; Streptophyta; Magnoliopsida; Ericales; Theaceae.
ACAUAUGUUUUAUUUAUUAGGGUAUAAGCGAGGAUUUGAAGAUUCAUCAUAUAGUUGUGAAUGAUUGGGAGAGAGGAGUCGAUACUGAUCAAAAUGUUGUUUUGAUAUCUAUACCCAGUGUGCUUAGUCCAGAUCUUGCACCCCCUGGGAAACACGUGUUACAUGCCUAUAUGCCAGGAACCGAACCGUUUGGACUCUGGGAAGGACUUGAUCGUGAAAGUGCUGAAUACAAAGAACUCAAAGCUAAAAGAUCUGAGGUCCUGUGGAGGGCCGUGGAGCGUGCUGUUGGUCCAGGUUUUGAUCGCGAGAAGUGUGAAGUGAAGUUAGUUGGAACCCCAUUGACACAUCGAAGGUUUCUGCGGAGGAAUAGAGGAACUUAUGGGCCAGCUAUACAGGCCGGUAAAGGCACUUUUCCCGGACAUUCAACUCCGAUCCCACAGCUUUACUGCUGCGGUGAUUCUACAUUCCCUGGUAUUGGAGUCCCAGCAGUUGCUACUAGUGGCGCCAUUGUUGCAAACUCAUUGGUUUCUGUGUCUCAACACUCAGAGCUUCUUGACGCUGUCGGAAUAUGAUAAAAUCAGGUGAGU